Hyposmocoma kahamanoa is the source of this 1251-nucleotide messenger RNA. RefSeq lists its product as uncharacterized. The transcript is spliced from 5 exons. Lineage: Eukaryota; Metazoa; Arthropoda; Insecta; Lepidoptera; Cosmopterigidae. The coding region runs from base 442 to 1251 and encodes 269 amino acids. The record is from RefSeq and is a predicted model, not a curated record.
UCUUGUUCUCCUGCAGACUAUUGAAAGGGUCGUAGACUCUAAAACCUUUACGGAGAUCCUCACGAACUAUUAAGCCUUUCUAGCUUCAUGUAUAAAUAAAUAACAUUAAUUCUUCUUUGUUACAGGUUGCACGCGUAGUGGUUGUGAGUGGUUAUAUCUUAUCCAGCCAGAAGAUUUAAAAAGUGGUGGUGAUUAGUGCUCGAUUAGUGCAAUUCGUUAAAUUUUAAUUAAAAAUAAAUUUAAUUCAGCCUCUUUCGUGUCUUACCCCUAAUUCGAUUCAUAAUAGGCUUCGAAAAUUUUGAAAAAGAAAUGCAAUUAGAUUACGUGUGACAAGUUUUAUUCACGACGUCUGGUCUUGAGGAAGGCAAGACGAGGACGGGGACAAAACAGCGAUGGCUCGGCCUGAGGUUGUGCGAUGAGCCGGCUGACGAACAGGAGGGAAUGGACGAGCCUAGCUCCGCCAAGCGGCCCUCCGUUUUAACGAUUGAUAGAGCCGCCUUUCUUCUCUUAAGGGUUAAGAGAGCUUUUAAGAAGAAGAGACAGCAGAGGAAGGAGAAACAUGCCGCGGCGGCAGCGGCGGCGGCGGCGGAGGCGUUGGGUAGCGGGGUGCGGCGCGCUCCUCCACCGCUAUUGCGCUCCCGCACUCUGCCCGCCAUCAUUGCGCCAGGAUUCUCCAUUUUGCACGCGCAAAUCGACCCUCAACGAAGUAACGAUAUCACCCAAAGCCAGAUGUUAUGCCGGGGCGUAUCUGCGCACAAAGUGAGCGGGCUCCGUGCGCACGCGCCACGCAUCUCCUUCACCACCAAAGAAGAACAAGAAUCGCAUGAGUUGCGGCGAAAAUCCGCCAGCUCACGGCUGGGAAGUUCCCCCAGAUCUAGCAUUGCCAGUGAGGAACGGGUUGAUGGAAUUGCUUUAAGAGUCCCAACACCACGCAGUUCGGUAUCGAGCACAGGUAGCUCGACCGGGUCCAGGCUAGCUCGGCUGCUCACGCAAGGCGUACGGGGAGGGCAAGAAGAGGCAGCCUCUGAUGCACCUCGCCGCCUUAGCUGGGAGAGGCGUGAAUCAAUAGGCCAGCUUCCAAGAUCAGCAAGCAUCGACUCAAUAGUAGAAGCCGCUAUAUGUGCACGGCACUCCGAGCCCACUCAUACACUGACUUUGCAGUUACCGGCCAGAGCUGACCGCGCGUUGAGCUUGGUUUCCCCUGCUGUGGGCCGACGAACAAAGAUUCAAAGAGGACAGGCUGGUGAGUAA